Messenger RNA from Pomacea canaliculata, 2999 nucleotides. Its product is annotated as transcription factor E4F1-like. The transcript is spliced from 15 exons. NCBI's taxonomy places the organism in Eukaryota, Metazoa, Mollusca, Gastropoda, Architaenioglossa, Ampullariidae. The record is from RefSeq and is a predicted model, not a curated record. Bases 278 to 2050 code for a protein of 590 amino acids. Gene Ontology annotation, cellular component: nucleus.
CAAAAUCGUCACGAUGGAAAAGGAGAACGACAGUCCCACGACCGACAGUAUUGCUUUGCUAGAGGCUCAAGGUAGCAGACGAUAACUUACUGCAAAUUAAUCAUUAUCUCUGAUAUAAUCGUCAUUGUGCAUCCCUACCGAUGAUGAAGACGACGAUGAUAUACAUUUUUGCAAAAAGUGUAAACAGGUGUUCAACAAAAUCGAAGCAUAUCUCGAGCACAAAGUCAAGCAUGAAAACUUUAAAGUUACCUACAAUCGGUCUUCUGGUGACCGACGCAUGGUUUUACCUAUGCUGGUCAAGAAAGAGCAGCCAGAAACAGCACACAGUAUGGGAGACAAGGCCCAUAACCGACAAAAUAAUGUGCAUCUUGAAGAUGAGUCUGGAACAGGACAAAAGAAAAGAAGGCGGCGUAAAAAAAAGAUGUCUCAUUUGGAUGUGCAGCUGAUUGCAGAAAAAAGUACAUACAUCUGCAACAAAUGUGAUCGUAAGUUCAACAGGGAAGCAUCCCUCAAGUGGCAUCUACAAUUUGAACACAAUGAGGAUGAAGAUAAGGAUGAUGACGAUGAUAAUGGAGAUGAUGGUGUGCCAGAUUAUAGUGAUGAUGCUCAAGAUGAAAAUUAUGUAGACAAAAGCCUUGUUACUGUUAAGCGGCCAAAGACCGAUGAUGACUAUGGAUCAAGGCCCUUUACCUGUGAUGUCUGCAGCAUGAAAUUCAAAGAGUUGCCAGUUCUCAAAGCCCACAUGCUAACCCACUCCAAUGUUCGACAAUACAGAUGUACCUAUGAGGGUUGCCCAUAUGCUUUCAAAACCAAGGGGUCACUGACAAGACAUAUAAGAAGACAUACAGGAGAAAGACCAUACUCCUGUGAGGCAUGUGGUCGCAAAUUUGCAGAGUCUGGUGCAUUAACAAGGCAUAUGCGUGCAAGGAAUCCCUGCAUCUCAAAGACGGAUGCAGACUUGCCACGUUAUGGCAAAAAGUGGUCCUAUGUACCAAACAUUCCAGCAGUUGUUGGUAGUGGUGAUGGAGUGACAGAUGAAUUUUUACCCGUGGUGCCUGGUGACACUGUGACCCUCGUGCAGGAGGGUGAGGAUGGGGAGCAGAUUAUCACCCAAGCACAGAUCAUCAGCAGCAGUGAAGAUGUUGGGGCUUUCGAAAUGGAGAUGGAGGAAGGAGAGAUUAAAGAAAGUGAAGUGGAAGACACAACUGCUGAUUUUGAAAAUUUGGCGUUAACACAGUGCAGGGUAUGCAAGGAAGAGUGUGUAGAAUUAGAAGCAUUGAGGAUUCACCUACGUACACACCUUGCAGACCUAAAUUUUCGCUGUAGCCUCUGUCAUUUUGUGGCAGAGACCAGAGAGGAGCUGCAAACCCAUCUGCAGUCUAAACAUCUCAGUCAAAUCAAGGGAAUAGAUGCAAAUUCAUUGCUGCCGUCUCAUGGAACUUCUGUUGAAAACUCAAGGCAUGAUAUUACGCCUAAAAAUGAAAGAGAGGCACAAAUUGCUGUGAAGCAGUUACUGGAGCUGGCUCAAGAUACAGGCCCUGAUAUUCAAGUGCAUGAGUCAUUGAGUGUCCGUGCCAUUUGCCGCUGCCCUGUCUGCAAUCGAGCUUUCCGUGGUGCCAGCUACAUGCGCCAGCACAUGAAGAGUCACACAGGUGACAGACCACACAUCUGUUCCAUUUGCCCCAAGAGUUUCACAACAAAAGAUGCACUCAACAAACACUUGGUUGUGCACACAGAUGAUCGCAAUUUCAAGUGUGGAGUGUGUGGCAAACUUUUCAAGCGUAUUGGUCAUGUCAAGGAACAUCUCAAGAUUCAUAAUUCAGACAGGCCAUUUGCCUGUACAUUUUGUGACAAGGCCUUCAAGACUCAUAAUGCUCUCAAAGUCCAUGUGAGAACCCACUCUGAUGUCUUCCCAUAUGAGUGUCGAAUAUGCCACAGACAUUUUCGUGAGAAAGGUUCAUUGCAACGUCACUGUCGCAUGCAUACAGGAGAACGUCCGUUUCACUGUUCAUCGCUGUGGCCGUGGAUUUGCAGAACAUGGCACACUUAACAGACAUCUAAAAGCUAAAGUGCCAUGCCAGAGACAGGCUGGCUUAACACACCUGCAGGUUGAAGACUCAGAGGCAAAACAAGCUCAGCAUGAUUCUGAUAUACCCACUGUACUGGCAGAAUUUUCUUCUGUCGUGGCAGACACCCAGCAGUACAUAGUCACUAAUGAAAUUAGUGAGGAAGACCAUCAGACAACAGAAUAUGUGGUCCUUGCAGCAGAUGAAAUUCAAAAUGUGGAAAUAGUUACCGAGGGUGAUAUUGAUCCUGCUGCCAUUCUGGAUACAAUGGUUGAUGGUGAGAAUUCUUAUGUUGUUGUCAGAGAGCCAGGCAACAACCUUCGUAUAAUUGACUCUAGCACUGGGUUGACCAUUGCCACCAUGCCAGCUGACUCAGAUUCCAUGCACGCUGUGGCCUACAUGUCAGCCACAGAGGUGGAGACUGGCUCAGUCAUGGUGCAGACAGAAAGUGACUCUGUAAGUCUGGUGAGUGACCACCAUGAUGGGGCUGCUCCACUUCACACAGCCUUGCUGGUUGACACUGAAGCAAUUGUGAAAAAGGAGGCAGAGACCAUUCAAACACAUUCUCAUAUAAUGACCUUGGAAUCUCAAACUAUAGGGGAGUCACCUGACUUGGUGGAAUCCCAGGCACAAGAAAUAGUUGUGGAAUCGCACAUCUCUGACACAGCAGAUCCAACUUCAAGUACCCCGGCUUCCUCAUCCUCUCAGAUCACAGCAUUGUCACUCCCUUCCUAGCAUGUAUUGCUUCAACAAAGGACUCUGCUGUACUGUUUGUGUCAACAUAAUUUUUCAUAGAACCCAAUAUCAUUGUCAUGGAUGAGUGCCUGUGUGUCUGUGGCUUUUGUAGAGGUCGUGCCACAGCAGUGCCGUGUGUUGUUUGAGCAUUUUCAGCAACUUUCACUUUGGAUGAUUAGUAAAAGUUGAUAAUAUUUU